AAAGGUAGCUUGCUUAAGAAGCAAGAGGAAAACCAUCUCGUUUAAAGGAAAAACUGAGGCGCUUUGAGCACGUAGACUAAAGACGACUAAAAGUAGUCUUCCAGCCAACUAAGACAAGCCUACACAAUCCCCAAUCCAUAACUUUUGUGGGCCUCGGGUAUAAAAGGAAACUCGUUCUCAUUGACCUGACAGAGACGGCGGGUACUCGAAAGUAUCAUCAUGGGCUGGAACCUAGGACUCGUUGUAUGUUGCUUGGGCGUUACCCAAGUUUUGGGACAAAGUGUCGAUGCCACCACUAAAAAUGAAACGGUCGAAGAAAAAGCAGCAAAAUUUGUUGACGAAGCGGAAAGCGAACUUACCCAGAUGGCCACAAAGUCGACCAUCAUUGAGUGGAGCUAUGCUACGAACCUCACCGAUGAAAAUGAGCAGAAAUCUUUGGACUUCCAGAAAGAGUUUGAUCAGGUGAAUGUACGUUUGGGUACAGAGGCCAGAAAGUUUGACCUCACUAAAAUAUCGGACAAAGUUCUCAAGCGGAAAUUGAAGCAUUUGUCUUUGAUUGGGGCUUCUGCUCUCCCCAAAGAGAAAUUGGAACGGUACAACAUUCUGCUGAGUCAAAUGCAAAAGAUAUACAGCACUGCCAAAGUCCAAUCCCGAGAUAAUGAAUCUAAAUUGCUCAGCCUUGAGCCUGACCUGAGCAAAAUAUUUGCCGACUCGGAGGAUGCCAAAGAGUUGGAAUACUAUUGGGUUGAGUGGCGUAACCAAUCGGGAAAGCAAAUGCGUGAAAAAUACUUGGAAUUUAUCGAAUUUACAAAUGAGGCAGCCAGGUUAAAUGGAUUGCGAAAUGGUGCCGAGUUAAAAAUCCAAGGCUACGAGUCCGAGACAUUCAUUGAGGAAAUGGAGGAAACUUGGCUUGGACUCAAACCAUUAUAUGAGCAAAUCCACGCUUAUGUGCGUAAUAAGUUGGUUAAAAAAUACGGCAAGGAUGUCGUGAGCGAAAAGGGACCGAUCCCGGCUCAUCUCUUGGGUAACAUGUGGGCUCAGUCCUGGAACAAUUUGGGAAGCUUCUUAAAGCCGUUCCCCGACAAACCCGCCAUCGAUGUAACGGAUGCCAUGGUCGAGCAAGGAUGGACGCCGAAAAUCAUGUUCGAAAAGGCCGAAGACUUCUUCCUCUCGAUGGGAUUGCCGCCCAUGCGAGAAGAGUUCUGGAAUGGAAGUAUCAUCGAGAAACCGGACGACGGCCGGGAAAUGGUCUGUCAUGCGUCUGCUUGGGAUUUCUACAACGGAAAGGAUUUCCGCAUCAAGCAAUGCACCACAGUCACUGAAGAAGAUUUCAUCACCGUUAACCACGAGAUGGGACACACUCAAUACCAAAUGAGUUACGCCAAUUUGAGCUACUUGCAUCGUAACGGAGCCAAUGCGGGAUUCCACGAGGGCGUGGCUGAUAUUCUUUCCUUGGCCGUUGGAACACCUUCGUAUUAUCAACGCCUGGGUUUAAUGAAAGACGAUUUUGACAUCACUGACAAGGAGACGAAUAUUAACUUGCUGUUUGACACAGCUUUGGAAAGACUAGCAUUUAUGCCUUUCGGCUAUCUAAUUGACAAAUACCGAUGGGACUUGUUUCGUGGUUGGGCAAACGAGACAAACAUGAAUUGUCAUUGGGUCAAACUGCGAUUGGACAUUCAAGGCGUGGCACCUCCCGUUAAACGGUCAGAAGAGGACUUUGACGCCGGAGCGAAAUAUCACGUGGCUGCCAAUACUGGCUACAUUCGAUACUUUGUAGCCUACAUUUACGAGUUCCAAUUUUACAAAGAGCUCUGUGAAGUCUCGGGCCAAUACGAUCCCAACGAUCCUAAGAAGCCCCUUCAUCUUUGCAACUUUUAUGGCAAUAAAGAAGCUGGAGACCGCCUGUUGUCAAUGAUCAGUUUGGGGGCGUCCAAACCAUGGAAGGAGGUGAUCAAGCACAUGACUGGUUCUCCCAAGAUGGACACGGGAGCUUUCCGUGAAUAUUUCCGUCCUUUAGAGAAAUGGUUAGAAGAAGAGAAUCGCAAGAACGGCGUCCAUGUUGGAUGGGAAGUUGAAGAUCUAGGGAAAUACUGCCAAGCAUCCACUAACGCAACUAGUUCUUAACAAAACCAAUCCCUUUGGACCCAUGAUCACGGUUGUUGCGUGAGCACCAUGGACCUGCAACCAUCAUGAGAAGAGAAAUCUUGGAACAGUUGUUGUUCCAAAAUCCGUAGCAGACGAAAUAAAGCACGUC
Molecule: messenger RNA, 2257 nt
Organism: Tigriopus californicus
Lineage: Eukaryota; Metazoa; Arthropoda; Copepoda; Harpacticoida; Harpacticidae
Product: angiotensin-converting enzyme-like
Exons: 8
Coding region: 220-2127 (635 amino acids)
Biological process (GO): proteolysis
Cellular component (GO): plasma membrane
Molecular function (GO): peptidyl-dipeptidase activity; metallopeptidase activity
Source: RefSeq, a predicted model, not a curated record